AUGAUUAAGUUGUCCCGGUUACUGGGCCAUGAGAGAGUAACAUGCGUAGCACACUGUUUACACAACUUACUCAUAACAGACACUCUUACCAAAAUCCCUGAAGCACAAACCUUAAUUUCCCAAUGCAAAGAUAUUGUCAGUGCACUGCACUUCAAGGCACAUCUAAUAGAGGAAUUUGUGUUGGAGCAGAAAGAGGCAGACAUAUUUGCCAAGAUUCAGGACCUGCAGGAUGAAAUUGAUGCAGAUUCCAAUGAUCCUAUUGAUGAAAUGGAUGAUGCAGAGGAUUGGCAGCUGGGAACUAAGAAAUCAAAACAGGGCUCACAGACACACAAAACACUGAAGACCACAGUGCCAACACGUUGGAACAGUAUCCUCAACAUGAUCAGAAGCUUAGUCAGUAUGGAGACAGAAGUCACUGAAAUCCUGAAGAGGAUAGGAAAACCCUUACUAGGUGAGGGAAAACAGGGAGAAACAGGGAAAGAAAAGAGUCAGGCUUAUAAGAAUAUCUAUCACUUAGUUAGCUUUUUGGAAGACUUUGAGAAAUUCACUCUCAUAAUAAGUGAAGUCAGUCCAAACCUGAGUGCCAUACCACUAAUCAGGGCUCGAAUCAAGAAAAUCUGUGCAGUGGCUCCCAGAGAUUCACUACUGAUGAAGAGAGUCAAAGAACGAAUAGUGAAAAACAUGGACAAACGAAUCCCCAUGUCAGAUCUGGUUAGAGCCACCGCAGUGUUUGAUCCAGCUGUCAGAGAUAUCACUAUGAUGAAAGAUGAAAGCAGAGAGCUGCUGCAGAAUCUCCAUGAGAAACUGAACUCCUCCAGAUUCAGUUCAACAGUGUUUGGGGUUGGAGAUGAGAGGACAACUACUGAUGGUGGUUCUGGAGGUCCUUCUGGUGGGAAUGGUGACCACGAUGGAGAUGUGGGAGGAAGUGCGAAAUGCCUGCGACUAGAAUUAUUAGCAGAGGCACAAGAAGAUGCAGAAGCUCAUUCUUCAAGUUCUAUCCUUGACCAAGAGAUAGAUGCUUUUCUGGCAGUGAGAACAAGAGACCAAGGAGCAUUGGACUUUUGGCGAACCCAUAGCAAUACUUUCCCCACACUGUCCGCUAUGGCCCGGUGCUACCUCUCCAUUUCACCAGGUAGUGUGCCGGUGGAAUGCAUGUUUAGUUCCACUGGCCUACUGCUCAAUGGCAAACGAUCAUCACUUGCUCCUUCAAGGUGUAAUAUGAUAAGCUUCAUCCAUGAUAAUGCCAAGUUAUUGUAUACAACUUAGCCUACAUACAUUUAGCCUAAACACAACACAUUGUAGGCUAUUUGAAAAUGUUUAGUAGCAUAC
Molecule: messenger RNA, 1329 nt
Organism: Megalobrama amblycephala (Wuchang bream)
Lineage: Eukaryota; Metazoa; Chordata; Actinopteri; Cypriniformes; Xenocyprididae
Exons: 3
Coding region: 1-1266 (421 amino acids)
Molecular function (GO): protein dimerization activity
Source: RefSeq, a predicted model, not a curated record